Oryza sativa Japonica Group (Japanese rice) is the source of this 1728-nucleotide messenger RNA. RefSeq lists its product as uncharacterized. Gene Ontology annotation, biological process: regulation of DNA-templated transcription. Gene Ontology annotation, cellular component: nucleus. The record is from RefSeq and is a predicted model, not a curated record. Lineage: Eukaryota; Viridiplantae; Streptophyta; Magnoliopsida; Poales; Poaceae.
GAGAACCCAUACGGCGGCUGUUUCAUUCGCGAAUCCUUCACGGUCGGACUCGUCUUCUCCGGUCUCCCCAAAUCGCCAAAUCUAACCUCUCGCCUCGACCCCCACCCCCUCUACGCCUCGCCAUGGCGUCCGACACCAAGGCAGUAGCCGCUCUCUUCUCCAUGUACAACGACGACGAGGAAGAGGAUGACGGCGACGAGCCCAGACCCCCUUCGCCGCCCGCCGCCGCAACCUCCUCGUCGCCGUCACCUCAGACCGAAGGCGAGGGCUCAAACCCUAACCCCAACGCUGCCGCUUCUUCGGCGCCCCCAUCCCCUCCCCUCGCCGAGGAUCCGGCCGGCCGCAGAACCCUAGCCAGCCCCUACCCCUCGCCGGGGCUCCCGCCGCUGCCUUCGCGCCGCUCGUCCUCGCCCUUCGCGAUUUCGUCCCCCUCCCCGCUCCGCCCCGCCGCGGCCAUGCCGCCGGCCGACCUGCCGCGCCCCCCUCGGCGUGGCCCGCUUGCUAUCGUGGACUACGCUCAUGACGAAACGGCCAUGUCGCCGGAGCAGGAGGAUGGGGAGAUCAAUGGCAUAGACAGAUCGGGUUUGGAUGCUCAGGUUGCUGAGGGGAAUUAUGAAGAAAAGACUCUCUCAGGUAUUGUUCACAUACUGACCCCAAAUAUACGAUCAGAAAUGUCUCAGCAGAACGAUGCACCUGAACAGAAUCAAGUAGGGGCAGCUGCAGCAAUGAGUGUAACUGGAGCAGAAAUGGAAGAUGUUCAGGUGGAAGAAGCUGCUGAUAACAUGCAGAAUGAUGAUCCUCUGAGUCGUUUCCUUCCUCCUCCUGUGACUGCAAAAUGUUCUGCAGCACUACAGCAAAAGAUCAACAAGUUCCUUGCGUACAAAAGGGCUGGAAAGAGCUUCAAUUCUGAAGUGCGCAAUAGAAAGGACUACAGGAAUCCAGACUUUUUGCAGCAUGCUGUGCGGUACCAAGAAAUUGACCAGAUAGGGACCUGCUUCAGUAAAGAUGUUUUUGAUCCUUAUGGGUACGAUAGAAGCGAUUACUAUGAUGAGAUCGAAGCUGAUAUGAAGCGUGAAGUUGAGAGAAAGGAACUGGAGAAGAAAAAGAGUGGAAAGGUUGACUUUAUCACUGGAGGAGUACAAGCUCCAAUUAGUGCGGCAAUACCGAAAAUUGCAGCUGCUGUAUCAGCAGCAGCUGCUGCUGGUGCACCAUUGGUUUCGAUAUCGGGAGAAGGCGUACAGAAAGAGGCUAGGCCAAACAAGAAGUCAAAAUGGGAUAAGGUUGAUGGGGAUAUUAAGAACCCUGUGGCUCCAAGUGGACUUGAUAAUUUGUCAGCAGCCGCGCUUCUAACUUCAGCAAAUGUUGGUGCUGGAUACGCUGCUUUUGCGCAACAAAAGAGGAAAGAAGCUGAAGAAAAGAAAACAAGCGAUCAUAAGUCAGACAGAAGAUCGUAGUGCUUCUCUCCUUUUCUUUUGAGUUAAGGAUGUACUAUUUGGAGGUUUUCAAUUACAUAGCCUUAUAAUGUGAAAAAAAAAACCUUCAAGAAUUGGCCAAAAAACAUGCUUACACAAUGUGUUCCCUAUGUGUUGCUAUUUUUACUAUAAGCUGCUUUUUGGGCGUAUUGGCAUUUCUCAAGGGUGACAUACUAACCUCAUCUUGCCAUGUUUAGGACAUUUUCUUGAUUUUGGGCGGAUUUAAACUCAAUAAAUUUCCGCUUUCCCGUCGGUA